CCUAUUGCAACCCCUUGAGGGAGAAAUGCAGCCAGAGCAAAGACUUUUAGGUUUGCAUUUUCAUGGUCUCAAGCACGUUCUCUUGGGGUCAUAAAGUCACCCCAUAGGUAACACCUGUUGGGAAUAUUUUCCUUUGAGACAGGAUAGAGGCUAAUCAUUUACAUAAAAGCUGUCCUAUGGAACCAGUGUGGGAUAGUGAUAAGAGUACUGGAAUAGGACUGCAAAGAUCUGCGUUCUACUUCCCCACUCAGCCAUGAAGCUCACUAGGAAAUUUUGGCCCAGUGAUGCCAUUUCAGCCUGACCUACUUUAGUGGGAUGUUGUGAGGGUAAAAUAGGGAAGAGAAGGGGGAUUAAGUAAGCCACUUUGUAUUGCUCACAUGAGGGAAAACGGCAGACUAUAAAUAUAGAAGAAGGGUCUUCUUGGUGGUUGCACCGCAACUGUGGAACAGGUUCCUCAGAGAGGAAUUGCUGUUGUCAUUUUGGUGCCAGGCAAAGACAUAUCUCUUCUUUGGCUAUUUUAAUAGUUGAUUUUAGUGGUAGUUUGACCCUAUUUCUGUUUUACAGUUGAUUUUAGUUUAAAUUGUUUUAUUCUAAGUUUAUGUCAUAUUUUAAUUUUGACGUAUUAUUAUAUUUUUACAUUUUGAAUAUGCAGUUAAUAUGAUUUGAACAUGUUCAGUGCUACUGAUUUUAGAAUGUUCUGCCAUUUUAAUUGUGGUAAGCUGCCCAGGGAGUGCAGGUAAGGGCUAUUUUAGUGGUAUACAAAUUAAAAAUAUAACAUAAUAGGUCUGAAGGAAGACAGUGGUGUAACUGGUUUGUGAAUUUUUCCUUUGGAGCAUGUCACUGAAGAAAUGAGCUUAUUAGCUGAACAUGGUGAAUGAAGUUGUAUCCUCGAACCUUUGACAGAACAGUCUUAUCAGUAGUGGACAAACCUGAAGCUGGAGGAAUUAAAGACUCAUUGGGCUUGAAUUAGCAGAGAGGGAGGCAAAAUAACAUUUUCCCCUCGACCACUUCACCUUUAUAAUUUGCUUUCCAUUGGAUGGGAUGGGAGGGAAGUUCUGUAUUUCCGCUUGAGGGGAUGUGAGUAGGCAAGGUUGUAAUGACCAUGGAAAGGUUGUAAUGACCAUGGAAUCUCUGCAUCUGAGGCUUCUCAGGACAUGUCUACAAAAUUACUAUUCUGUCACAUUUAUAUACCUCCUUUCUUCUUCUUACAAGGAAUCCAAAGUAGCUUAGAAAGUUCUCCAUUUUAUACUUACAACAACCACCCUGUGUGGUGGGCUAGGCUGACAGUCUGCGACUAGCCCAGAGUCACCCAGUGAGCUUCAUGGUUGAGUACAGCUAGAGCUUGGAUCUUCCCAGUCCCAGUCCAGUAUUCUUAACCCCAACGCCCCACUGGCUUUUCCCCUCAGCCACGUGGCUACCCCUUCCAGCUCUCUGUGAUGACUGGGAGGAGCUUUGUCUAGUCAGUUUUCCCCCUCUGAGGUUGGAACUUGUCCUCCACCCUCAGAGGUGGAGAUCCAAAACAUCUGAGAGACCCUUGGAUGUGUUCCCAAAGGCCCAUAGGAUCCCAGCCUAAGUAAAAGUUGUAGGACAUGUGUUUUAAAAAAUUAGUAGGCACAAUACAUAAAGAAGUUAAUGGUUUCUAUAUUGGAGGGCUUAUCCAGGUUCCAUGCUGAUAUGCCCCUAAGUGUUUCGAAUUGCUACUAUCUUAAAUAUUAAUAGCAAAUCUUGUGCUUCACUAUAUGAGCCUUUUGAUCCCUCACUUUACUAAAGCCUCUGCUUCUGGAUUCUUCUCGGGUGCAUCCACCACCCCAUCCCCAGUGUUUGUCUUUCUCUGCCUUUUUAUGUGUUUCAUUGCACACCCACCAGGUGGUGCUGCAGCAUAAUGGAAUUGCAAUAAUAUGCAAGGGUCUCUUUCUGGUUCUUUCCACCCUUUCCAAAUCCAGUUCUACUGAUCUAAAGGGGACAGAGGAGCAAUUAAAUGGUUGCAAAGAAGUGGAGUGGCCCUGGAGGAUGAGGACAUUGUGUAAGGCACAAGCAAUCUUCAGGGAUUGGAGAAUCUUGAGUGCACAAUGAAUGAGCUUUGUAGAGAAGACCUUAUUCUUCAAGUUAGGUCAAAAUGACUACUGAAGGAAAGGUUAUCAGCUGGGAAUGCCAAGGCUUGCAAAAGUUGAAAAAAAGUUACAGAAAAAACUCUAAAGGAGCACACACUAAGAGAGAGAGAGGCCCAGCAAGAAUUGAGCUCAGUAGCCACAAAACAAAACAGACUGGUUAUAGGAUGAAUAGGUGGGUGGGUACUGGAAUGAGGCAUUCUGCAAAAGGGCAUGGUUGGAUGGAACCCUGAACAAGAGCAAUCCAUUCACUCCACACUGCAACAUUUUGUUGCAGGCAGGCUAGAUGUGUGCCUGUUGAACUUGACAAAAUGACAGAAGUACUUCGUUAAAGUAAUGAACUCAUUCUGAUGGGAAAAUAACUGCAAUAGACUAAACUCUCAUAUUCUGGCAACCUAAGAAUAUUAUUUCCUCGAAGAUACUGGUGUGUAUAUGUUGCAGCUCCCUUCGCUAUGAAUGCCAGCACAGAUGCUGCCUCCGGCAAGCAUUCUAAAUACCACAACCUUAAGAAAAAUAAACUGAAUAUAUAAGGGAGCAGUCCAACAGACCCCAGUCGUGAUCAUCUUUGGAUUACCAGAUCUGAAGUUGGAAACUGUGCUUCAGCCUGGGAGCUGGGAACCACCCCACCUCACAGCUUUGCAUGCUGGCUUCCUCCCUGAGGUUGGGAACUUCACCUUGGAGGGGGGAAGGGGCAUUCUGGGGUGCAGGAAGGGGAAGAGAGUGCAGGGGCCUGGGUAUGACAUAUCCUGUGUGCUUGGCAGCCACCUAUGUGGAAGAAAACAGCACUCUGCUGUCACCUCUGCUGCUCCUCCCACUCUGCAUUGGAUGCCUUUAAGUUCCCAAGGUUGGGGGUCCUAUCAGGCAUACUGAGUGGAUUGCGCCCUGAGAGGAGCUAAAAAUGCAGUCUAUGGACACAGGCAAGUAUGUGGAAGGAAAGGAAAACUAGGCUUGCUUUACCAAUUAUUAAUAUCUCCCCUUCUCUUUUUAACAAUGUUAGUCACUGGGCUAACAAAGGAACCACUCAGGAAGAAAAUCCAUGAUUUUUGUUGGGUUGUACAGUCUGGGUUGUUCAUAGUUAAUGAUCCAUAGUUAUAGGAUUUGCACAUAGCAAUAAUCCAUAAUUCAACAACAGCUCAUAGUCAAGCCUUACUCCUUAUCUACUCUGUUACUGUUCUCUGCAAAGCAAGUCAAAGGCUAUGAUCUGGUAAAGUUGUUGAACCAAAGUGUGUGUUUCCAUUGCUGGCUAUUACUAAGAGGUGUUGGGAACCCUUUGUGCUCUUGAAAUUCUGUCACUGUUGGCAUUUGGAGCCCCUGAGUGACGCAUGGUGCAUUUAAUUGCACCAAUAUAUUUUCAUGCAAAACCAGAUGUUUUCAAACAUCUAAUGAUCCUUCUUCUCAUGUACUUUGAUUGAUUUAGGGAGUGUGUUUUAUUAAUGAUUCUGUGCAGAUUUUAAUAUUUUUCUUCUCUGUUGGUGAAUUAUGCAUAAUAUUACACCAGAGAGUGACAAUUUAAAUAAUAAAAACUAAUUGAAGAAUGAUGGUGAUAUGAUUUAGAAUUUCCCUGCAUCUCCUCUCCUGCAAUAUGCAGUACUUAAGACAUCUGUUGAUUUGGGACUCUUGUUCCCUGCUGCAGGUUGUGAUUAAUACUAUUAAAAUUCACUAGGGAAAUAAGUACCAGGGCAAAAGAGAUCUAGCAAUCAAAACCAGGUUCUCCAAAACAAGCUAUGGUAUCCUAAUACUUGCCUUCAGACUCAACAGGCGUCUUUGAGUUGAUUGGUUCUGUGUCAGCUUCCUUGCUUACUCUAUUUAAAAAAUAAGCUAAUAUUUUUAACUUUUGGAAGGUUAACAGCCUUCGGGAGAUAGUUUUAAAAAUCCUUUCCCUCCACUUAAUUGGAAUUAGCUGUUUGUAAUAUUACCCCCUCGGCAUUUAUUUAUUUAUUAUAAAUAAAUAAAUAAAUAAAUAAAGAUUAACACAUGUUCUUUCAUCCACUAAUUCUGCUUCGCAAAACAAGACCUCGGGACCCUGCUGUAUUUCACGUUGACAAGUGACAUGUGAUGCCAGUUGAUGGAUAUCAAAGUCGCAUCUCCUGUUUCAGUCCUUCCAAAGUCUGCCUAAUCUAAGACAUAUAUGGUCUAGGGAAACAUGUGCUCAUUUUUUCCUGUCAUCGCAGUUCUGAUUGGAGGAUUUUUUAGGUCCAAAAUAUCUCAAGGAGUCUUUAGGAUUAUUGGCUGCAUUUCAGGUUUACUCUUCUCUGCCCCCUCCUCCUUUCAUUUCCCCCACCUUGGAGUUUUUCUCCACAAGGGAUUUCCCUUGUUAUGCUGAGACGGAUUAUGUAGCUGUUUAGAUGCAAGCCUCUCUCUGCUUCUUCCGGAUGGAUGCGGUAUUCUUGAUGCCUAAUGCAGAAAUCAAUUGGACGGGUUGCUUAGACUGCUACUCUUCAUGUUGCGACGUGGGAAGUAAUUUAAUUUUAUUAAAAUGCCAGUCCGGCGGACUCGGCACGGUCAUCUGAAAGGAGUGAGGUGGGCUACAAUCAGCCUGAGCACAAGUUGUCCAACUACUCAACGCCAGGUUCAAAAUGGACCUUCUCCAGAUGAAAUGGAAAUUCAGAGAAGGCAAGCGAUGGAGCAGCAGCAGCAGCAGCAGCAGCAGCAGCGUCAGGAAUCUCUGGAAAGAAGAACCUCUACCACAGUUUCUACCCUUCAGAUAAAAGUGUCUUCUUCCCCUUUCCACUGCCAGUCUCCUCCUCCUGACUACAGUCACUACAGUGCUUCCACUUCUGCUGCGGCUGUUCCUCCUCCUCCUCCUCCACCUCCUCCUCCAUAUGCCAAAGUCAUUUCAUCGGCAUCUCCUCCUCUCCCCGAACCUGCUUGCAAAGCCUCUUUCAGAUGCACUGAUGGGGCCAGGGAGUCCCCCCUGCUUUGCCACCGACAUCCUGCCUCCGAGUUCCCGCCAUCUCCGGGCCCUUCUUUUCCUUCAGCCUGGCCAGGCCAGCGGACUGUGACACGGAGCACCAAGCAAAUCUCUUUAUCGCCUCCUCCUGCCCCUGCUUCCCAUUAUCCUUUCACCACUCAGCAGCCUCUCAGACGUUCCUCUCUCUCAUAUUCUCCUCAGUCUUCCUCCCCUCCUGUGACCUUGACAUCUCCUAUACAAAAGGGGCUGUUCUUGCAGCCCCAUAUUCCAGUAGUCCUUCCUGUGAUUCCUGCCCAAAAUGGCAGAAUCCGAAGGCCUACAGACACAGUGGUCCAAGAUACUUCAGCAAAUGUACCUCAACUAGAUCUGAAUGGCCACCAGGAAGAACGUUUUGCCACACAAUUUCCUCUAAGCUCCUCUAGGACCCAGGUAAAGAGAACAGACGAGUCCUUUUUCUCAUACGUAGAACCCGUGCCUGUUCCACAUCUGCCCAUCCUUACUGGCCCGGCUGGGCCCUAUAUGCAGCCCUUUUCUCGGCUCUCCCAGCAGUUGCCUCACUCGUCACACCAGUUCUAUCCAUCCAUGUCACAUUUGGUUUCAUUGCCUCCUCAUUACUCGGCUGUGUCUGAGGUGAAUUUGUCCAAGAGGACCCCACCUUACAUGACUUCAUCAACCAUUUCCCACUUGAGCCCUGCCCUUCCAGCAGGUCACCCCUCUGCUGCUGCAGGAAUGCCCACCUCGUCUGGUGGACCACCCCCUCCGCCACCCCCACCGCCUCCUCCUACAGGAUCAGUGCCUCCUCCUCCUCCCCCACUGCCAGCAGGGGGUGGCGGAACUGGCACUGAUGACGGAUCCGUGUCAGGACUAGCGGCGGCUCUGGCUGGUGCCAAACUAAGGAGAGUACAACGGCCAGAGGAUGGAUCAGGAGGAUCGAGUCCCAGCGGAGCUUCCAAGAGCGACGCCAAUCGGACAAGCAGUGGAGGAGGAGGGCUAAUGGAAGAAAUGAACAAACUCUUGGCAAAAAGGAGAAAAGCAGCAUCACAGUCGGACAAGCCAGCUGACAAAAAAGAAGAGGAAAGCCAAAAUGAAGAUGCAAGCACCUCCCCUUCACCUGUUACACGAGGUCCUGUUCAGCAGCAGAAUUCUUCAGAUGCUGGGAAAAAGCCUUGGGAAAGAAGCAACUCUGUGGAAAAACCUGUCGCUUCGUUACUCUCCAGAAACCCAUCAUUGGGGAGAAGUCCAGAACCUAAGAGCCCCAUUCAGUUCCAAGCAUCCUUUAGGAAAACAACUUCCCAACUCCUGAACAAGCUCCCUCCAUCUCCUUGGGAAUACCCCUUAGAUUUCAGGAUGAAGCCGGCAAGCAGCAGCAACGAUGUGGCAAUGGAUACCUUAGAUUUUGAUCGCAUGAAACAAGAAAUAUUGGAGGAAGUUGUAAAAGAGUUACACAAAGUAAAAGAAGAGAUUAUUGAUGCCAUCAGGCAGGAAUUGAGUAGAAUCAGCACAACAUAAUGGCCAUGGAAACAUACAGAAGUUAAAAGGAUACGGAAGGCAACUGGAUCAUUUCUAAGUGUACCAAGAUCAUGCAAGAUGGUGAAAGAGGACACCUGGCACUGUCUUUUGUUCCUAAAUCCUUUUUAUUAGCAGACUCAGCAGACUCUGAACCUUGCUGCUGCCUUGGAUUUGCUUCAUUUAAAAAAAGAAAGAAAAAAAGUCUUAAAAUCUUAAAAAAGAAAAUAUUGAAGUUUAAAUUUCUGGAUUUUUUAAAUUUCAUCUGACAAUGCACAUCAGAUUUGGUCAGCCUUUUUUGUAUUUUGUAUUUGCUUAUUUAAAUGUAUGACAUUUUUCUUUUUAGUAUAUAGUAGGUAAGGAAACACGUGAACCAUUUGCUUUUACUAGAUGACUUCAAAGUAAUUUUACUGGUAGCCUGCAAUGUAAAUGAAGACCUUUUUGCCAACAGAAUCUCAUUUGUGGCAUUACCAGUGGAGGCCGAAAGAUGCCAGCCGUCAGCCAGUCAGUCCCUGGUCUCAGAGCUGUCACAAUAUUAAAGCGGUACAUCAGUGCAUCACAGCAUCUGUGUUCAUAUUGGUAAUAAACUGUUCAUUGUCCACGUGC
Varanus komodoensis (Komodo dragon) is the source of this 7131-nucleotide messenger RNA. It is a transcript of the gene EVL, whose product is annotated as Enah/Vasp-like. Bases 4585 to 6528 code for a protein of 647 amino acids. Gene Ontology annotation, biological process: positive regulation of actin filament polymerization; actin polymerization or depolymerization. The record is from RefSeq and is a predicted model, not a curated record. NCBI's taxonomy places the organism in Eukaryota, Metazoa, Chordata, Lepidosauria, Squamata, Varanidae. Gene Ontology annotation, molecular function: profilin binding; SH3 domain binding. The transcript has 14 exons.